Lacerta agilis (Sand lizard) is the source of this 2565-nucleotide messenger RNA. RefSeq names its product spastin (gene SPAST). Gene Ontology annotation, molecular function: ATP hydrolysis activity; ATP binding; microtubule severing ATPase activity. Lineage: Eukaryota; Metazoa; Chordata; Lepidosauria; Squamata; Lacertidae. The coding region runs from base 196 to 2058 and encodes 620 amino acids. Gene Ontology annotation, cellular component: microtubule cytoskeleton. The record is from RefSeq and is a predicted model, not a curated record. The transcript is spliced from 17 exons.
CGACGAAGGGCUGCUGUUACGGCACUCCUAAUUCAGGAAGCGUCGCUGCGCAGAUUGCCUCGUGCGCGCGCUUGCGAGUGCCCCCUGUGCCUGAUAGCGGGGCUGAGGGAAAGGGGCGUAGCCUGUGCCAUGGCAGGCCCGCGCGGCUGGUUGUUGUCAGUCGCUGGCAGCGGGUUAUGGCGACGGCGGUGGUGAAUGAAUUCUCCAGGCGGGAGAGGGAAGAAGAAGGGCUUAGCCGCCUCCAGCUCCCCGACUCGGGCCGCCGGGACUUCCUCUCCGCCCGGGGCCGGGCCGGCUCCCUCCGUCCAGCACCACCAGCACCACCACCAACAGGCAGCUGCGGCGGCGGCGACGGCGGCGGCUUCCCCUCACAAGCGCAACCUCUACUACUUCUCGUACCCGCUGUUCGCCGCCUUCGCCCUGCUCCGCUUCCUGGCCUUCCAGCUGGGGCUGCUGUUCGCCUGGCUGUGCGAGCGCCUUUCCCGCGGCGGCGUCCUCAUGGCAGCCGCCAAAGGCACCGCCAGGGCCGGCGCCGGCGAUGCUCCCGAGACUGUGCGAGCCUGCCACAAGCGCGCCUUCGAGUGCAUCUCCACGGCGCUGCGCAUCGACGAAGACGAGGGGGCAGGACAAAAGGAACAAGCUGUUGAAUGGUACAGAAAGGGGAUUGAAGAACUGGAAAAAGGAAUAGCUGUGCUAGUUACUGGUCAAGGAGAUCAUUGUGAUCGAGCUCGCCGUCUCCAGUCUAAAAUGAUGACAAAUUUGGCAAUGGCCAAGGACCGUUUGCAGCUGUUAGAGAAGAUGCAGGCAGUUAAGCAAAUUCCCAAGCUGCAAAUGGAAAUCUGUAAUGACAGUACUAACCUGGUAUGCCGCAAUGGACAUCUCCAGUCAGAAAGUGGAGCUGUUCCAAAAAAGAAGGACCCAUUGACUCAAACGAGUAACUCACUCCCUCGUUCAAAAUCUGUGGCAAAAACUGGAUCUGUGGGGCUUUCAGGGCACCAAAGGACACCUAGUUAUAGUGGAAUAUCCAAUUUUUCUGUACCAAGACAAGGAACUGUUCCCGCAGCUUCAACUCAGAAGGCUACUCCAAAAAAUAAUAGAGCCAACAAGCCUUCUACUCCUACAACUGCUGUGCGAAAAAAGAAAGACAUGAAGGUUUUUAGAAAUGUGGAUAGUAAUCUUGCUAAUCUUAUUCUCAAUGAAAUAGCAGACAGUGGGCCAUCUGUCAAAUUUGAUGAUAUUGCUGGGCAAGAGCUGGCUAAGCAGGCACUGCAAGAAAUUGUCAUUCUUCCUUCACUUAGACCUGAGCUGUUUACAGGGCUUAGGGCUCCUGCACGUGGAUUGUUGUUGUUUGGCCCACCAGGAAAUGGAAAGACGAUGUUGGCCAAAGCGGUGGCUGCAGAAUCAAAUUCAACUUUCUUUAACAUAAGUGCUGCAAGUCUAACAUCAAAAUAUGUUGGUGAAGGAGAGAAACUAGUGCGUGCUCUUUUUGCAGUAGCCAGAGAACUCCAACCUUCUAUAAUUUUUAUAGAUGAAGUGGAUAGUCUCUUAUGUGAAAGAAGAGAAGGUGAACAUGAUGCUAGUAGACGUUUAAAAACAGAAUUUUUAAUAGAGUUUGAUGGUGUACAGUCUUCAGGAGAAGACCGAAUACUUGUAAUGGGAGCAACUAACAGGCCACAAGAGCUUGAUGAUGCUGUUCUCAGGCGAUUCAUCAAACGAGUGUAUGUAUCUUUACCAAAUGAAGAGACACGACUGCUUUUACUAAAAAAUCUUUUGAGCAAGCAAGGAAAUCCAUUAACCCAAAAAGAGUUGGCACAGCUAGCUAGAAUGACAGAGGGAUACUCAGGGAGUGACCUAACAGCAUUAGCAAAGGAUGCAGCACUGGGCCCUAUAAGAGAACUAAAACCAGAGCAAGUGAAGAACAUGUCUGCCAGUGAGAUGAGAAAUAUCAAAUUGUCAGACUUCACUGAGUCCUUGAAGAAAAUAAAGCGCAGUCUCAGCCCACAGACCCUGGAAGCUUAUAUUCGCUGGAACAAGGACUUUGGAGACACAACAGUUUAAUAUGCAUAUUUGUCAAAGGAAGGGAAGAAUGUUGCCAGCAAGGGACGGUUGAUGCAAACUGCUGCUGGAAUGUGACCAGAGUUUACAAGACUUUAUAGAACUCUAAAUAUCUGCACUAAACCAGGGAACUGACUUAAGGAAAAAAUGAAUAAAAUAGGUUGAUCAACAUCUCAAAAAUUUUAACAUCUGGAUUUGCAGAACCCAGGGCACUGUAAGAUAGAGCACAGUAAUAAUGACACAGGGGAAGAACUCUAGCAAUUGAACAAUGGUAGAAAAUGCAAUUUGUAUAUUUUGUUGAUGAAGUAUUCCAGUAGGAUUCUCAGUUGGGAAAACCCUUUUUUAAUUUGCUUAUGACAUUUGCUUUUGCUUUGUUCUUGUAAACUAAUUGUAAGAGUAUGAGUCAUUCUCUCUCUCUUUUUUUUACCUAUGUAUCAAUAAUGUGCCAAAUAAAAACACUUCAUAUGCAUCAGGAAGGACAGCAUUGUGAAUACUGGGACACAAAGAAAC